Molecule: messenger RNA, 885 nt
Organism: Trichoderma gamsii
Lineage: Eukaryota; Fungi; Ascomycota; Sordariomycetes; Hypocreales; Hypocreaceae
Exons: 2
Coding region: 1-885 (294 amino acids)
Biological process (GO): peptidyl-proline hydroxylation to 4-hydroxy-L-proline
Cellular component (GO): endoplasmic reticulum
Molecular function (GO): iron ion binding; procollagen-proline 4-dioxygenase activity; L-ascorbic acid binding
Source: RefSeq, a predicted model, not a curated record
AUGUUUUCAUACAUCGUCGGCCUACUCGCCAUCCUUGUCCUCGUCGCAAACCCGAUAAGCCAAUAUUUCUUUCCGCAGACCUCUCGGACGAAGAUUUCACUGGCACCAAGGCCGCAGCUGAAUGAAUCGCUGCUGGCCAUAGACGUAGCGGAUGCGAGAGUGCUGGAUUGUCCUGCUGACGCGUACGGGGCGCGGAUUUUGAGUCGGGAGCCUCUGGUUGUUUACUUGGAAGGGUUUUUGAGUGAGAGUGAGAGGAAGCAUUUGCUUGAGAUUAGCGAACCCAUAUUUGAGCCGUCAACUAUCACUGAUGAUUCUAGCUCUACGCAUCGUGACAGUACUAUCCGAGACUCUGCGGUUGCUCUUUUGCCACGGACAGACAUUGUUCGCUGCAUUGAGGCUCGCGCAAAGGCUUUCCAGGGCUGGCGACGAGAUUUAUGGAUUGAGCGCCUCCGAAGUCAGCGAUAUGUUGCUGGUGGGCAUUACAACCAUCACUUUGACUGGAGCCGCAAUGCAAACGGGUGGGGUCGAGUGAGCAGCUUCAUGGCGUGGAUUGAUGCCGCGGAUGGAUUGGAAGGCGGAGGAACGGAAUUCCCGCUGUUGGAGACUAUUACGGAGGGCAAUAGGGCGAAAUGGUGUGCGUUGGUCGAGUGCGAGGAUGAGGAUGCUGCAGAUGAUGAUGGCCAAAGAGAUCAGAAGAUGGUUGGCGAUGAAGAAAAGGCUGGUAGAACGGGGACGACUUUUCGAGUGAUUCCUGGAAAUGCGGUGUAUUGGGAGAAUUUUGCACCCGAUGGCAGGGGAUAUGACGAGACGUGGCAUGCUGGUUUGCCUGUAAAGAAAGGUGUCAAAGUCGGAUUGAAUAUCUGGAGUUUUGGUCGGAUCGAAUAA